This is a messenger RNA of Ceutorhynchus assimilis (cabbage seed weevil), 8697 nucleotides long. NCBI's taxonomy places the organism in Eukaryota, Metazoa, Arthropoda, Insecta, Coleoptera, Curculionidae. The record is from the annotation of a GenBank genome assembly.
CGUGAUUCAUAUUAUUAAAAUAAAAAAUAUAUAUUUAUUAUAACAAACACCACCAGCACCACUUGGCGGUAAGAUUGCGGUGUUGCCUUUUUAACUUCAUGGCUUGUUAAAUGUAGGAGGCUGUGACUCGAAUGGUUUCGAAAAUCGCACCCCAGUCCCAACAAUUAAUUUGAACGCACCCCAGUGGUUUGGAGCAGCAUGCUUCAGUCCUGUCCAUUGGUCCUGUCAGACACUUGUCAAAUUAGUGUCUGUUUAGUGCAUUGGUUUAGUGUUUAGCUUUUUUGUUUGGUUAGUGAGUGGUUAUGUUUUGAACGCAUAGACUGCUAGACUCAGAAUUUUAUUAUUGUUAUUAUUAUUUAAGUAUUUAAACAUAAAUAAAAAACACUGUUGAAAUCGUUUUAACCUUUAAGUUGACGUCAGUUGAUAGUGUAAAAUGUAACGCAGUGCCCCGAAUAAAAAUCCAAUAUGAGUGAUCCCACUUUGAUAAUAAAUUUGGCAUUAGAUAAUGAAAAAGUCAAGACAGUACCUUAUAAUGCUUCUACAACAGCCGAAGAUGUGUGUAUUAUUAUUUGCAAACAUCUUAACAUUGGUACAUUGGCCAGGCAUCUUUUUGCAUUACGAGUCACUGGAAAAGCGACUUAUCUCAUGCCCAAUGCUUCAUUUAGAGACAAAAAUGCUAAUUUAGAUUUCAGGAUAAGAUUCAAAGUAGCUCAUGUGUCAAAACUGAAAAAGUUUGAUAUCAAUGCUUACAAUUAUUAUUUCCAACAAGCGCGUAAUGAUGUUUUGGAAAACAAAAUACCUGAUUUGGUUUAUGAAAAAUAUCGUAGAGAACUUUUAGGCCUCGGCAUAACUGAUAUGUAUAGGGUUAUGUUGGAAAAGGGCAUUUCUAGAGAAGUAGUUGAAAGCGAGUACAAAAAAUAUGUUCCUAAAGAUGUGCUAAAGAAGCAUGCAUUUUUCAUUAAAAAACCUAUACACGAUCAUUUGGUACAAUUAGAAAAACACUCUCGGCUGGAUGCUAGUUUUGUCAAAGCACAAUACAUCAACCAACUGGAUUUAAUUGCUCCAGAAUACCUAUCGGAAACUUACAAAGCCAUGACUGAUUUAGAUGGAACCCUUGCCACAAUUGUAAUCAAAAUAUCACCACCACACAUCAAAGAUCCAGGCAUCAGAUAUUGUUUAGAAGCAAAAAAAGAUCAAUGGACUUUAAUGUGUACUAUAGAAGAGCUUGGUUUCAUUUCAAUAAGAAACGAUGGGGCGAUUGAAAUAAGCAGAUUAAAUGGGAUUCCUAUAAACCUCAAAUUCCAUUCAAUAUCUGUUAUGUGGUCUUUUAUCACUUUAUUGGAUGGUUAUUACAGAUUAACUUGUAAAUGGACUUUUAAUUUAUGCCAUGAUCUUGAAACGCCUUCGCUGAGGAAGUUGCAUCUUAUGAAAUGUCACGGACCUGUUGGUGGAGAAUUCUCUUAUGCCAAGUUAGAAGCGAAAACUUCAAACAAAUUCGGCUGUUUCAUUAUUCGUGAAAGCGAAACCAGCUACAACACAUAUUACAUUGAUAUAUGCGUAAGGGACAGUUCGAAACCUAAAACUUUUAAACUAGAACGAAUUAAGGAUGACGAAUUUAUAUUUCACGAUGAUGUUACAAGAUAUAAGAGCAUCCAGCAGCUUAUACAAUCAUACAAUGAUCCUGAAGCAAAUAUUUAUCUCAAAGAAUGCCUGCCACCUUCAGAAUAUGAUGUUUCUCCACUUCUCUUAUGUCGCAGUGAUAGUUUAAAAGGCGACGCCCUCACUGACAGUUCUUCCUUGCACCAAUUAAUCCCUGAUGGUCCUGUUUGUAUCAAUUACAAAGAUUUACAAGUUUAUAAAGGGGAUAUUGCUAAAACCGAGUCAAACGUUCGGUGUCAGACUUGGACGAGUAAUAAUCCUCACAAAGUUGAUGACAGUUUAAUCGAUGAAAAGUUUCCCUUUUCGUCUAAAAAAGCUUCGAAGAAUUAUUGUAGAAAUCCCGAUAAAAAAUCCACAGGUCUUUGGUGUUACACAAUGAAUCCAGAUUUGAUGGACGAAACUUGUUCUGUUCCGUUAUGUUCGUUUUCAGAAUGUAGACUCACUGGGCCUGGAAUGGAGUAUGGAGGUUCAUUGGAUAAGGCUGUAUCAGAUAGAAGAUGUCUAAAAUGGGACAAAGAAAGAAAAAGAGUAUUGGUAAACGGAAAUUACACAAGAAUCGAAAAAUUUCCCCAUACAAAUUUUCCAGAUACUAGUAGGUCAAAAGCUAAAAAAUAUUGUAGAAACCCUGAUGGAGAUAUAGGCGGUCCCUGGUGCUUUGUUGAAAACGAAGAAUCUGGCUACAUGGAAAAGGAAUACUGUGAUAUCCCGUUCUGUUAUGAUCCAGAAUGUUCCGUUUUUACUAAAAACUAUGAUACUUAUAUGCAUUAUACAGAUUUUAAUGAUGAUUUUGAUAGUGCCAGUGCUCGUUUGGUAUUAAGUGUUUUAGCCUUACCACUAACUGGUAAAGAAAUUAGUGAUUUGGGUAUAGGCAUCGAGAUUUUUAUUUCCAAUACACAGUCAGCUCUAAGAUUUGGUAACAAGGACAGGCCAGAAUACGAACCCACUCCAGGAAUCCUAACUUCAACUAACUAUACAACAUUUACCCUAAACUGGGACCGAGGUUUUAUAACGUUUGGUGUCGAAGGACAAGUGAAACCGAUCUUCUUAGCAGAAAUGAAAACCAAGAAUACUUUAAUGGGUUUUCAAAAAGACAAAUUUGAUUUUUACGCCGUGCAGGGUACCAAUGUCUUGUGGAACUUUCCGUUUUGUUUAGACGAUUAUGAGUGUGACGUUCAGACCACCACUGGUGGUCAAUUUCAGCAAUUUUGGCCUAUGAGACAGAAAGAUAUUGUUUUUGAUUUGCACACCCACAUCCGAGCUUUCCAUUCAGCUUCGAUUCUAUUCACCCCUUCCCCGACAAUUGACUAUCCAUACUUUAAAAUUGUCUUUUUUGGACCGAAUAAUUACACAAGAUUCACUAUUAAAGAAUAUCCAGAAGCUGCUGAGCAAGUUUUGAAAGAGUUCCAAGUGGAAAAUAUUGUGGAUUAUUGGCAGUGGCGUGAAUUUUCUAUAUCGUUCUUUGCAAAUAGUUUACAAAUUUACAUGAAAAAGGCCACUGGAAUGCACUCCCUAUUAGAAUCCACUAAUGAAAUAUUCAGAGUUUUACGUUGGUUUAGCGUCAGUUCUGACAACACUGUAGCCCAUUGGACUUUUUUCUGUCCACCACCCCGUUUCGCUCAACCCCCCAUAGCCCUGCUGCCAAAUUGUGCAAUUAACGUUAAAGAACCAAACUAUAAUGGCACUCAAGAUAUAACUAGGAGAGGUUUGCCAUGUUUGCCUUGGUCCGGCCAAAAAAUGAUCCCCGAUGACGUUAGCGGGCUCUUUACAAAUCCGUCUUUGGCUUUGGAGUCCAGAAACUAUUGUAGGGAUCCUCAAUCAGCAGGCGAAGGGACUUUUUGUUAUACUUUGGAUCAGUCUACUACUAAGAAGGAAGUUAAAAGGAAGUUUUGUCAUGUGAGGAACUGCAAAUCUGACCAAUGUAAAAUGGCUGGUACUGGCAAUGAUUUUAUUGGACAAGUAGAAGUAACUAGAUCUGGUCGGAAAUGUGAUGCAUGGGAUGUUCAUCCAGGAACAGUCCAUGAAAAAUACAUGUACUCUUUCAAUGAUUCAAGUUUUGCCGAUAUGAAAUCGAAAGAUGCCAAAAAUUUUUGUCGAAACCCUAGCAGAGAUAUUUCAGGUAGUUGGUGUUAUACUCUAGACCCCGACAUAGUCCAAGACGUAUGUAACGUUAAAGAUUGUGAUAGGCCGGAAGAAUUUAUAAUAAUUACUUCAACGAACCAGAAUGGAAGAAAAUUGUAUAUUCUGCCUCAAUGGAAAGAGGAAGGUAUUCAUGGUGGCUUGAGGUUUUCUUUAAAAGAAUGGAAUCCCGAUUUGUUGUCUGGUAUAAUUUUCAGUUUUUAUCCAAGGGAUUUGUCCAGUGAAUUGGCGCUGACUAUUGGAGCUGAAAUGAAUGAAAAAGUAGAAUUACGGCUAGAUGGUAAACUUAUCGAGUCUAAAACAUAUCCACAUUUAGUAACAGCUGGUUUAUGGAAUGAUUUUUGGUUACAGAUUAGAAAAGGUGAAAUUAUGUUUGGUUUCAAAGGAGUUCCUACGUCUUUAUUCGAAUGGAAACAACCCGAUAUUGAGAACGCUUUCGAACCCAUGUUUCUUGCUUAUUAUUCUAUGUUCAAUUUAAUGCCCAUUGGAGUUUUUUUCGAGAACAAAGAUGAAUGCCAUACAGAAAACACUACAGACAAUAAUUUCUUGAAGUUUUUUCCCAUUGGUCUCUACUCUGAAAGUGAAAACGUUGUUCACACUAAUUUGUCUUUAAAAAUGCGUGGCUAUGGCCAAACUUGGAUAUCUUUAUUGUGGGUGGUCAAUAGUCUAGAGGCCUAUCAGAUCCUUAUAGAUACUGUCAAAGGUAUGCUUGGAUUUUAUAUAGUUGUAACCCCACCUAGAGGUAAAACAGGAGAAAUUUUUCUAGCAGUAGAAAAACAAGUAGCUAAUUUAUUGUACACCGAUAAAUGGACGCAUUAUUAUUUAACAUGGACUGAACGGAUUUUUGAUAUUAGAGUUACUUGGAGUGCGAAUUGUGAGCCACUUGACCUAGACGGUCCUCCAAUAGACGGAGGUUGGUCCCAGUGGUCUCCAUGGACUUGCACAGUUUCUUGCGGUGGAGGCGAAGGAUUUCGCACCAGAACAUGCUCUAAUCCACACCCGAAUAUAUUUGGAAGACUUUGCAAGGGAAAUCCCACUGCUACAGGUCGUUGUAAUGAUUUUCCUUGUGGCGACAUAAGUCCGGAAACCCUAGAAAAAAUUCGCAAAAACCUCCGGAAAGCAGCUUACAGCUACGUCAUAGAUGAAGAUAGCUCAGUUCUUUUAGUAAACGACAAUGUCAUAUUGGCUAUAGUCAACAAAGAAUCUCCAGAGGCUUAUUUUGAAUGGACUCUCAAUGGAGUGCUUAUCAAACCAAACGAAAGAGUCUUGUUUCAAGGCGACAGUGUUUUAAUAAAAUCCGCAAAACCCAGUGAUGCUGGAAUAUAUGUUUCAAUGGUUUAUCGAAUAAAUGGCCAACGAGUGAUUUUAAAACUCAUCACUUUGGCUGUGAGGGCGAAAACAUUUGACGUUGACACUAGAGCUACUUGGUCCUAUACUCUCCAAUGUCACUCGGUGAUUUUAGGCUACGUUUACGCUGACUUAAGCUUAAAACUACUUCAAAAUGAUAAAGUCUACUUGGAUCAUGGGUUGACGACUUUGGCAGCAGUAAAUUCGCAUAUAUUGGACCCUCUAAAUCGAUCAAAUACAGGCGAAUGGAAAUGCCUUGUCGAACAAAAAGACUUGAAAUUGAAAUGGAUAACGAAUUUAGUGAAGAUUAAUGUGAAAAAAAGGCCAAAUCUGUUUACUCAUUUGAUGGAAGAUAAAUUAACUGCCCCAUUGUUUAAGUACUUUAAAAAUGAAAAAACUAUCGGGUGGGCGUUGCUUUUUAUAGUUCUUAGUAUUAUACUUAAUAAUUUGUUGCUAUUUUCCAUAGGUCAAAGAAAAGAAGGCUUUAGAAAAAUCACGCAUGUCUACAGGGGCAUGUGGAAAGUCACCCGAGGCAAAAAGAUUGAAAUUGCCCUGAAAUUUUUGAAGCAAGAAUCACAGGAAAGGCACAUAAAGGAUUAUCUGAAUUUGGUUGGUCAAUGGGCAUUCCUAAAAUCCUCAUCAAUAGUCCGACUUUUUGGUAUAGCUUUUUCAGUCAACGAUAUAUCACUAGUGAUGGAAUAUUUCAAGCUAGGCCCUUUAGAUCAAUAUUUGAGAAACAACAAAGGAAUCAUCAAAACUGUGGAUUUAAUUGAAGUAACUUGUAAUUUGGCCUCGGCCCUUUGGCAUUUGAAAGAAAACGAUAUUGUUCACGGUAAAAUCCGUUGUAGGAAACUAAUGGUAAAUAGCCACGAAGAAAACGCCUUUACAGUGAAAUUAGCUGAUCCAGGCAUACACACCAACUACGACCCAGGCGAGGUACACUGGAUUCCAGUUGAAUGCUACACAAACCUGGACAAACGAUCUACUGCAGCCGAUGUAUGGGCCAUGGCUACCACUUUAUAUGAAAUAUUCACUUACGGCAAAGAAAUGCCAGAGAUUGAUCAUAUGCAAACGAUACGGUGGUAUUUGACUGGUAAAAGACUCCCACAACCGCCAGGUUGUCCUGACGAAAUUUACACUCUGAUGACUGAAUGUUGGAACGCUGAUCCGCACAGAAGGAAACAGCCUCAAGAAAUUAGCAGAGAUGUGAACCAGUUGCUGUAUCAAGUUUAUAAUUCCAGGAAAAAGCAUCCUUAUGAUACUGUAGGAAAAUCUUCCAUUACUGUCUCUUCCAGUCAAAGCUUGAAUUCGAACAUGACAGAUGCCACAGAUGUUUUUGAGCUAAUCUCAGCCAGCGACCCAGAAAUUAGCUCGACUCGUUCAGCUAGCAGCUUAUCGGAUAGCGGCUCUCAGCAAUGGCUCCUACAAUCUCAAAAUUUAGUUAAUUUUGAUCCAGAUCUUGGAGAUUCCAGAGAUUUCUCCAUGAUGUUCUCAAAUCUGACAUUUUCAACGGCCACAACGUCACUGGACAGUCUAAAUUCGUUGCAAAGCAUUUUCGAGCUGGACGAUAAUUGUCACGUGGUUUUAAAUGGUCGUAUAGGCCAAGGAUUUUAUGGUGACGUGUUCCGUGGCAUGUUGCAAGAUUUGAGUAAUGACACAUGUGAACCAAUAACUGUGGCUGUGAAAAAAUUGAAAUCGUUUGCUGUUAGUACUUGCGUGCAGGAUUUCGAACGGGAAAUAUCCAUAAUGAAGAAACUGAAACAUUCGAAUAUAGUGGAAAUUCUUGGGGUAUUAAGAGAACCGGAUCUUUUGUUGGUUAUGGAAUAUGUGCCUCACGGGUCUCUGCAAAGCUAUUUGAAAAUAAAUAAGGAAAAAAUGAAGACCAAACAGUUGUUGAAGUAUGCCGCUGAUAUCACAAUGGGCAUGGAUUAUUUGGGAACACGGAAUGUGGUACACAGAGAUUUGGCAGCUAGAAAUAUUCUGGUUCUAGACGAGAACCACGUGAAAAUCUCCGAUUUUGGUUUGGCUCAAUUCAUGGGCACCAAUGAUUAUUACAUCCUUAAAAGUCCCCACAGGGAAUUGCCGAUUAAAUGGUAUGCUCCUGAAAGUUUAGCCGAAGGAAAAUUCUCAGUAAAAUCUGACGUAUGGUCCUACGGAGUCACUCUCUUUGAAAUGUUCAACUUUGGAGAAGAUCCUCCAACUUUAGGUAACAUUGACAAAAUGCCGGAAGGACAGGAACAGCAAGUUUUAUUAAGUGCAAUACAGAGUGGUGCCAGGUUUCCGUGUCCCGAACACUGUCCUCAAUCGAUCUAUGUCAGCUUGAUGAGGCCUUGUUGGGAGGCCGAUCCUCACGAGAGACCCACAUUUAAACAGCUGACGCAGCAAAUUGAAAACUUGAUUGGGAGAUAUUAAGUUGGUAAGACUGUGAAAUUUAUAAUGUGAUUUGCCAUUUUUGUUUUUUAUGAUUAAAUAUGAUCUCUAUGAUUUUAUAAUAGAGUGCAAUUUGUGUCGAAACACAAUUUAUGUAAUAUUUGACAAUUUUUUUUGUAUGAAUUAUAUAAAUAAGAAUAUUUUAUGCCUUACGAUGAGGCCUAAAGAUUGGUUUAUUUUUUGAACUGCGUUAGCGUUUCUUUUUAUAAAAGUCAAAUGUAGCAGUUCAGGAGUAAGCUUUUAUUAAGAAAUUAUUUUUUAAGAUUAAAAAGUACCUGGUUAAUGCAAAUGAUUGAGUGGGGAACUCUUGUCCAAUCACUGUGUAUUCUAAAAGUGAGUAUAAGCUGAUUUACUUGUUCAGUUUAUUCAUAAUUUACGAAUCAGCAUAAUUUACAUAAUUUCAGAAUUCAAAAAUUGUAUCAAAAAGACAUUUGAAUUGAAAGCAAAAUACUUAUGCCUUAGAUGAAGUAUUUUCAGAACACCCUGCUGUUAGUCGCAUCUUUUGAUGUCUUUCUUAUAGUCGUCCCAUAGUUUUUAUUAUAUUAAUUGACCUAUGUCAGAAAUUUGGUUUAUUAUCAGAUUUGGGGAAACAGCAGGCUGGCUCUCGGUCUAUUGAUAAUUUGUUUACUUUAUUAUUUAUUUAAACUACAGAAAAAUUCAUUUACCCCUUCAGAUGUAUCACGUCAAUGUUGAUAGGAUGGCAACCCCUUAAGUUUUUCUAGAACAAUUUUGACUGAAUUUUAUGCCAAAUUAUGUUACAAAAACCCAAUAUUUCCUCACUGAAUCGCUGUUGGUAACUCCUGUCAUAUAAGAGGUGAUUUUGGUCUAAUUGUAUCUAAUUUUAAGGAAAUUUUAUUGCUCGAAAUAUUUUAUACGAAAACGAGAUUUUUUUGAUACAUAUUGAAUGUGCCUGUUUCAAAGGUUAAACACAAAAAUUGCCAUUAUUGUAAAAUUAUUAAUUUCCAUGCAUUUAAUUAAAUGUUGCUCAUUUUUCCCAAUUAAACAUUUAUGUGCCAUUUUUGUAUACACUGGUGUCAGAUUGUAUAUUUUAAACUACUAAUUAUUAAUAAAAUUGGAAACUAUCAUACAAAAAAUAAACAAUUUAAACAAAAAAACCUGUAUUUA